Suncus etruscus (white-toothed pygmy shrew) is the source of this 3604-nucleotide messenger RNA. RefSeq names its product regulator of telomere elongation helicase 1 (gene RTEL1). Gene Ontology annotation, biological process: DNA recombination; telomeric loop disassembly; regulation of double-strand break repair via homologous recombination. The transcript has 32 exons. Gene Ontology annotation, molecular function: DNA binding; hydrolase activity, acting on acid anhydrides, in phosphorus-containing anhydrides; DNA helicase activity. The record is from RefSeq and is a predicted model, not a curated record. The coding region runs from base 68 to 3490 and encodes 1140 amino acids. NCBI's taxonomy places the organism in Eukaryota, Metazoa, Chordata, Mammalia, Eulipotyphla, Soricidae. Gene Ontology annotation, cellular component: nucleus.
CUGCUGUUUAUCCCCUAGGGCUCACCUGUUACUUGCACUCCAGUCUGAGUCCUCACCACACGCAGCCAUGCCCCAGAUAACGCUGAGGGGGGUGACGGUGGAUUUCCCCUUCCAACCAUACCCAUGCCAGGAGGUCUACAUGAGCCGGUUGUUGGAGUGUCUGCAGGAGAAGGUGAAUGGUAUCCUGGAGAGCCCCACGGGCACCGGGAAGACCCUGUGUCUGCUCUGUGCCACGCUGGCCUGGCGUGAGCACCUCCGGGAUGCCAUCUCUGUCCGCAAGAUUGCCGAGCGUAUGAAUGGAGAUCCUUUGUUCCCUGGAGCUGUUCCAUCCUGGGGGUGCAGUGCCACUGCUGAUGGAGAUGGCCCAGCUUCCUACAUGGACAUUCCUAAGAUCAUCUACGCUUCUAGAACACACUCACAGCUCAGCCAGGUCAUUGGUGAGCUCCGGAAUACUUCCUACAGGCCUCGGGUGUGUGUCCUGGGCUCGAGGGAGCAGCUCUGUGUCCACCCAGAUGUGCGGAAAGAAAGCAACCACGUGCAGAUCCACUUGUGCCGCAAGAAGCUGACAACCCAUUCCUGUUCUUUUUAUAGAAAUACUGAGGAGAAGAGCCUGGAAAAGGAUCUGACCACCCCUAUCCUGGACAUCGAGGACCUGGUCAAGGCUGGGGGCAAAUACAAGCUGUGCCCCUACUACCUGGCCCGGAAUCUGCGUCAGCAGGCUGACAUCAUCUUCAUGCCUUACAACUACUUGCUGGAUCCCAAGAGUCGCACAGCACACAAUAUUGACCUGAAGGGCACGGUGAUUAUCUUCGAUGAGGCUCACAACGUGGAGCAAAUGUGCGAGGAGUCAGCAUCUUUUGAUCUCACACCCCAUGAUGUGGCCUCCGGGCUGGACGCCAUCAGCCAAGUGCUAGAGGAACAGACCCGGGCCGCUCAGCAGGGGGAGUUGUCCCUGGCCUUCGGUGUGGACUCCACCAGUGCAGAAGACAGGAGAGGGCUGAGUCUGGGGCCAGAGGAUGUGGCCAAGCUGAAGAUGGUUCUUCUUCGUCUGGAGGCUGCCAUUGAUGCCAUCGAGAUACCGGAAGACAACAGUGGUGUCACCAAGCCGGGGAGCUUCAUCUUCCAGCUCUUUGCCGAAGCCCAGAUCACGACACAGACCAAAGACUGCAUCCUGGACUCCCUGGACCAGAUCAUCCAGCACCUGACGGGGCGUCCUGGGCCAUUCAUCUACACGGCAGGGCUACAGAAGCUGGGGAACAUCAUCCAGAUUGUCUUUAGCUCAGACUCUGCACAGGAAGGGCCUGGCUCGGUGACAGGAUUCGAAGUUUCUCAAUUCUACAAGGUGCACAUCCACACCGACACCAACCAGCGGAAGACGUCUCAGCAUUCUGCUUCCUGGAACAACCCUGUGGUCAGGAAGUCAGGGAAGGUGCUGAGUUACUGGUGCUUCAGCCCCGGGCACAGCAUGCGGGAGCUGGUCGUUCGAGGUGCCCGCACCAUCAUCCUUACCAGUGGCACCCUGUCGCCCGUGUCCUCCUUCGCCCAGGAGAUGCAGAUCCCCUUCCCAGUGUGCCUGGAGAACUCCCACGUCAUCGGCCAGCACCAGGUCUGGGUGGGCAUCAUCCCCAGGGGUCCAGAUGGAGCCCAGCUGAGCUCAGCGUUCGAAAAGCGGUUCACCGAGGAGUGCUUGUCUUCCCUGGGGAAAGCACUAGGCAACAUUGCUCGAGUGGUCCCCCACGGGCUUCUGGUCUUCUUCCCUUCCUACCCGGUCCUGGAAAAGAGCCUGGACUUCUGGCAGGCCCAUGACUUUGCCAGGAAACUGGAGGCCCUGAAACCUGUGUUUGUGGAGCCCCGGAGCAAAGGAAGCUUCUCUCAGGUCAUGGAUGCCUAUUAUGCACGGGUCAUCGCCCCUGAGUCCAGUGGGGCCACCUUCUUGGCGGUAUGCCGGGGUAAGGCCAGUGAGGGGCUGGAUUUCACCGACUAUAAUGGCCGGGGCGUCAUCAUCACGGGCCUCCCUUACCCACCACGCAAGGACCCCCGGGUGGUGCUCAAGAUGCAGUUCCUGGAUGAGAUGCGAGAAAAGAGUAGGGAGGGCCAGUUUCUCUCUGGGUACGAAUGGUACCGACUGCAGGCAACCAGGGCCGUCAAUCAGGCCAUCGGGCGGGUAAUCCGCCAUCGUCAUGACUAUGGUGCGGUGUUUCUCUGUGACCACAGGUUUACCUACGCAGACAUCAGAGCCCAGCUGCCCUCCUGGGUGCGCCCCCAUGUCAGGGUUUAUGAGAGCUUUGGCCAUGUGAUCCGUGACGUGGCCCAUUUCUUCCGUGUGGCUCAAAAAACAAUGCCUGUGCCGCCCCACCGGAAUCCGGCCCUGGGUCCUGGUGCGGAAGAGGGUGCUGUGCCACUGCUGUCUGCAUCGCACAGCCCUCUGCCCACGAGGAAGGCUCGGACCCUGGACCUGCAUGUGCCCAGCCUGCAGCACAGACAAGCUGGAUCCCCGAGUGACCGGGACACCAUGGGCAGUCUGUGCGUGGAGUACAACCAGGAGUCAGCCCAAGCUUCGAGGAGACCUGGGGGGCUGCUGGCUGCCCUGGAGCACAGCGAGCAGCAGGCCGGGGCACCUGAUGAUGAUUCCCCACUGUCAGGUGUGGGUACUUCACUUUUCCCCCAGCACAAGAGACCAGUGGAGCCCCGAGCCUUCCGGAGAGGUGGGAGGAAGAAGAUCCGGCUGGUCAGUGGCCCGCAGGAGGGCUCAGCACCCGAGGCACAGACCGAGAAGGCCAAGCUGUUCAUGGUGGCUGCAAAGCAGAGGCUAAGCCCAGCCGGCUUCCAGGUGUUCACGAAGGCCCUUCGGGCGUACAAGGCCUCAGACGACUUCCAGGCCCUGGGGACCCACCUGUGUAGUGUUUUUGGCGAGGACUCGGAGAAGCAUAACCUGUUCCGAGGCUUCUACCAGUUCGUGCGUCCCCACCACAAGCAGCGCUUUGAGGAGCUGUGUCUGCAGUGGACGGGCCAGCGCUGUGGUGGUGCUGAGCCGGUACCCUGCCUGUCCAGGGCCAGGGUCUCUGGAAAGCAAGAUUCUCAGUCCAAGCUGACAGUGUCCGAGGGUACGGCCAAACAGCUGGACUCCGAGGGGCACCUGAAUGGAGGUCGUUUGCACCUGGUGUCUGGGGCACUCCCUGCAGGAGCCCCCCAGCCAGAGUUCCCCGGGCAGGCUUUGGAGCGUGAGUACCUGGCCCAGGUGCACAGGGCCCUGGGUCCAGCAGGGAGUGGUCGGCUGCAGGAGGUGCUGAGAACGUACAGGCAGGACGGAGACCUGGGGAAUGCACUGGCUGUGGUGGCUGACCUCACUACUGAGAGACCUGAGGACUUCCCCCUGCUGCAGGGCUUCAGCUCGUUCCUGAGGCCUCAGCACUUGCCGCAUUUCCUACAGAUCUGCUCUGAUCUGAAGGGUCCACCUGCCUCUCCCAGCCCUGGAGGGGGCGGGUGCUGAGCCACUGGAACUCCCACUGAGGAGCCUGACCCUUGCUCUGGUUCCCGGGGCCUGCGGGCCUGGUGGGUGACUGCCCAUCCUUGCCCAGGUGAAUACCUCAGCCAGUGCUGGACA